AUGUCAGUAUCUGCAGUUUCCUCACCUUCCUCAGAGCAACCUCCCAAUGUCGUUCCUCAGUUUCUUGGUGCUAUCACACAGACUGUAUUGAAUAGUUAUGUCGGCUUCGAUACCAUUACACAACAAAUCGAGAAGAAGUUGUUGAAAAAGGGAUUUCAAUUCAAUGUGAUGGUAGUUGGCCAAUCUGGUCUCGGUAAAUCUACACUUGUAAACACCAUUUUUGCAUCGCAUUUGAUUGAGAGCAAAGGAAGACUCGAAGCAUCCGAAUCUACUCGUCAAACUACCGAGAUCGAGGCAGUUUCUCAUACCAUUGAGGAAAAUGGAGUUCGCUUAAGACUCAAUAUUGUGGACACACCUGGUUAUGGCGAUCAAGUUAACAAUGACAACUGUUGGGAACCCAUUAUCAAGUACAUCAAAGAUCAACAUUCUGCUUACCUUCGCAAGGAACUGACAGCUAGACGUGAGCGUUACAUUGUUGAUACUCGCGUUCACUGUUGUCUCUUCUUCAUCACUCCUUCUGGUCACUCUCUUAAACCAAUUGACGUGGUUGUGCUCAAGAAGCUUUCUGAAGUUGUAAAUGUCGUUCCUGUCAUUGCAAAGUCUGAUUCACUUACUACCGAAGAACGUGAUGCUUUCAAACAAAGAAUCAAGGCAGAACUGUCAUUCCACAACAUUAGAUUAUAUCCUUACGAAAGUGAAGAAGAUGAGGAGCAGGAAAAGUCCUUGAACGAAAGCAUUUGGGAGUUGAUUCCAUUCGCUGUUGUGGGAUCUGAGCGUAAUGUAGUCAUCGAUGGCAAGGCUGUUCGUGGAAGAAAGACUCGUUGGGGAGCCAUCAAUGUUGAGAAUCCUGAGCAUUGUGAAUUCAUUCAUCUUCGCAACUUUUUAACUCGCACUCAUUUGCAGGAUUUGAUUGAAACCACCGCCAUGAUCCACUAUGAAACUUUCCGUGCAAAGCAAUUGAUGGCCAUCAAAGAAUCUACCCAAAUACAAAAGCCUGAGCCUACUUCAUCAGAGUAA
Mucor velutinosus is the source of this 1017-nucleotide messenger RNA. RefSeq names its product phosphatidylinositol-binding protein scs2. Gene Ontology annotation, biological process: cytoskeleton-dependent cytokinesis; intracellular protein localization. Lineage: Eukaryota; Fungi; Mucoromycota; Mucoromycetes; Mucorales; Mucoraceae. The transcript has 7 exons. Gene Ontology annotation, molecular function: GTPase activity; molecular adaptor activity; GTP binding. Gene Ontology annotation, cellular component: cell division site; microtubule cytoskeleton; septin ring. The record is from RefSeq and is a predicted model, not a curated record. The coding region runs from base 1 to 1017 and encodes 338 amino acids.